This is a messenger RNA of Rhinocladiella mackenziei CBS 650.93, 1458 nucleotides long. RefSeq lists its product as uncharacterized. Gene Ontology annotation, biological process: G protein-coupled receptor signaling pathway; cell surface receptor signaling pathway. Gene Ontology annotation, cellular component: membrane. The transcript is spliced from 6 exons. The coding region runs from base 1 to 1458 and encodes 485 amino acids. Gene Ontology annotation, molecular function: G protein-coupled receptor activity. The record is from RefSeq and is a predicted model, not a curated record. Lineage: Eukaryota; Fungi; Ascomycota; Eurotiomycetes; Chaetothyriales; Herpotrichiellaceae.
AUGUCCGCGUCGAAUUUGAGAGGCUUCUGCCCGCCUCCCUUCUUACAAGAAACCCUCUUCCCAGACACCGGUGGAUUUAUAAGCGGACGGUUUUGUAUGCCAAUAGCCCAACUUCAGAACCUGACUUGUUGCUUGCCUUGCCCAACCACCGACUGGACAUAUUCCGAUGGAUUUGAACGCCGGACGGAAAUUGCCAACUGGGUCAAUUUGGCAGCUUUUCUGCUGUCCGUGUAUCUUCUGGUUUCCUUCGUCGUUCUUCCAGUCAAGUAUACUCACAGACAUUAUCUGAGUGUCUGCGUUACCUUGGGGGUGGUCUUUAUGGAGCUUGCCUUCAUUGUUCCAUUAGCCGCGAGGCCCGACCAAUGUUUCAACGAAAUCACUCCAAAUGAUAUGAAGUCCAGCGGUUCUUGCGCAAUCAGCGGUGCAUUCUUGCUGUUUGGGGGCUGGGCUGUUGUCAUUUGGGUAUUCUGCCGAGCGCUUGCUCUUCAUCUCCAAAUUUGCUGGGAAGUGGUACCAGGAGACAAGUUCUUCUAUUCCUCACUGGCAUUUGGGUGGCUCAUUCCCAUCAUUGGCCUGGCUCUUACUCUGAGCUUGACCGGCGUCUCGUUCCGAUUCGGAGAUGUCUGCCAUAUCAAUCACAAAGAUGCUCUGGAGGAUUUUUGGGGGCCUCUCCUCGCCUUUGCGGCUUUGGGCUUGGUCCUUCAGUUCGUCACCGUCGGUUACUGCAUCCAUGUCUACAUCAAGAGCCUUCUCGAUGACAAGAAUACCACCAAUACCAGUUCUCAGGCUCCGACUUAUUCAGGCAGCUUGAGGACGAUAUCUGCCAGACAAACCUACCGCCGAGUGAAAAGAGUCGUAGAGCUGCAAUGGCGUGGUGCAGCCAUUGUGCUCGUCCUUAUUGCCGAAGUCGUCUUCUUCUCGGUGGUGUUUGUGUCCAUGGACAACAGCUCUCAGGUCAACGCAGAGCUUUUGGCGAAGGCCACAAAUUGGCUCGAAUGCCUCGUCAACACUCAAGGCGACAAAAACAAAUGUCUACCAUUGGCCAGUGGUCUGGUGCAAUCAGAAGGCAUUGUCCUGGCAGUGCUCAUCGUUCUUGGGUUGAGCGGUUUUUGGUGUUUGACAAAAUUCCGACGAAACAAUGAAUUCGUCUCGGCUGAUGCCAGACGAUUAUCGAACGACCCUCGUACGUACGAAAUGCUGAGCGGAACAGCGCCUCAACUGAACAUCAAAUCGCCAGAUCGAGUAUUGACCAGCCCCAAUCCACGGCCAGCCUUUUCCCCCGGCCCAGACUCAAAGCAGGAUUAUUUUGGCUCUGCUCGUGCCUAUGUCAAUCCAGUAUCGAGUUAUUCCUACCCAAGAGUUCCCAGCCAAAAUAGAGACUGGGAUCCGAAAUCCACACACGCGAGAUCAGCAGAAGUAUCCGGAACUGGAUAUGACAUGAAAACUUUUCCGGGAUGA